CCUGUAUUUCCGAGCCCGUUGAUAUUAAUUCCACUGUCACACUCAAGAUAACAAUGAAAAAACAAGCUGAUGCAUAACCAUGACGAACGCUUCCCGCACCAGCACAGCGGCCUCAGUGUCUCCUUGUUUAAAGCUGGAAGCCGUUUGGCUCAUGGUAGACCUUCCUGCUCCCUGUAGGCGCUGAGCAUCGGCCAUGAACCCCGGAGAAGAUGAGCGUCCCAUUAAGGAGGUGGGUUCCGCAGCCCCCCAAAAGAUGCGCUGCGGCCCCGACACCCGCGACCUCCGCAGUCCUUCGCGCAUCUGGCACCACCGAGUCCACGGUUAUAAAGGAUGGUGGGAGAGACGCUGCAGUCCUUGGCCAGUGUGCGCGCGUCGCGUGUCUCUUGUCUCUUCCCCGCUACUUGCUGAAAUUUUGGACAGAUGGGUGCUGCGCAGUGUGGUGUAGUGGUGCUGGCGGUCCUGCUGGGUGCGACGGUCGUCCUCGCAGCCAAACCAGGACCUAACAACAUUCGCUACCCAGACGAAAUCGUGUAUCCGAAGGUGAAGUGUGUGAAGGAGGGCGUCUUCCCGCACCCGAGGAACUGCAGCUGGUAUUACAGAUGUGUUGACCGGAUGAACAUCGGCUACUACUGGACGUACUACUUUGAGUGCGAGCCUGGCACAGUAUUCUCCGAUGAGCUUGACCAAUGUAUCCAUCCCUUCCUGGCCAAGGCCCCCUGCGGCGUCAAGCCCACCACCACCCCGCCACCGCCUACGACUCCCCCUUACCUCCAAUGCCACGGCGUGGAGGGGACAUGCAAGACCUACAAUGUGUGCCAGCCUGUUAAAGCGACCAGGUAUUUCUGUGACAAGAUCAGGUGUCCGCUGAGGACGCCCGAGCUAUCUUGUGCUGAAGGUUAUUCCUUCGACAUGGACAACAAGGUGUGCGGCAAGCCCCCCGCAGCCUACACCCUGUGCGGCGCCACGACCAAACUCAACAUCUCGGAGGAGGGUGAGCUGCCUUGCUCCGCGGACAACUUGAGGCCAGCAUCAGAGUUUAUCUCACGUCUCUACUGUGAUAAAUACCUGCUUUGUGACGGGAAUGUAUUCAAGGGCCGGAAAGAGCUGUGCCGGAACUACUACGAGUGUCAGCCUGAUGGCAGCGGCUGGAGGGCCUUCCUGCGCUCCUGCCCCAUCGGCCUGCUCUACAGCUACGAGCUGGACAAGUGUGAGCCGGCGCCCACAGAAGCGGAGCAGUGUAAUGCCUAAAGCUGUGGACGGUGGGCUACUUUACCAAAAUUAUUGCAAAUUUGUGUUACAAUUACAACAACAUUACAGAUGAACAUUACAUCUUUUUUUUAUAUAUGUUCCUUUUUCCGCCCAUUACGGCGGCCAUGUAUUUUCCAUUACAAGAAUUCCAAACACACGAUGAAAGGUAACAGCGUGGUAAUGCAUUCGGUUGUCUCGUACCAAAUUGUAGCCUUGAGGAAAUGUACCACCGCCGUGCGCCUGAUUCGUCGUCACGAGUUGCCCGGCCUAUGUCUGUCGUCCAAGUAAGGAGCCGGCCCUGAACAGCUUAAUUAAGCCCCCGAGGCAUCACAACAAUGUUUCCCUGCAUCGUCAUGGUCGCUUGGUGUAGAUGUCUGGCCGGAGAGAGGAACAAACAAUGCACACUGCACACCGGGCGACUGUGAUGGCAAGUGCUGGCUCUCAGUGGCUCAGCCAGUGGUGCUGAAAGCUGCCUUUUUCUAUGUAACCUGUCACGUGUCCAUUGCAUCCAUUGUUUAAUUACUUUGCAUUGUAUCGCGUUAUACUGCCGACGGGGAGGGUGUCAAGCAGCCUAUGUUCGACGGUGCACCAAAUCGGAAACUUUUAUAUAUCAUGGCAAGGAAAAUAACCUGCAAAGUGUAUCGCUUGAGGUUUCAGGCUCUUUCAGCUGCAAAUUUAGGAUGAUAUUUUUUUUAAGGAUGUGAUGAAUGCUACCUGAAGAGUAUGAAUUGUGUGAAUGGAGUUAUUUCUCCAGUAACAUGUCAAGUACAAAUUAUAUAAAUCUUCCUCCAAGAAAUAUGUGUUUCAGAAUGAUGGCAGUAAAUAAAUAAAAACAGUAUGAUAAGUACCACCAGUGGAGGGGAAAACAUGUACUAUUUGUGUAGGUUCUAAAACAAAAGGCAGAAGCAUGGAGUAAUGCCCAGCUGCUUCCCCUCUCACGCCCAUGCCCUGUCAACCACGAGGCCCCAGCCCUUCACGGGACGAAGUCUUGCCGCUUAGGCUGUGAUAGCUCCGUCCCUCCCUUUACCUGCUUCCUGCGCCCACUGCUAAGACUUUAUAUAGACGGACGCUAGAUGAACACACAUCGUCUGCGUUAUCCGUGUUCCCAGACUUUUACUCUUAAACAUCAUUUUUGUAUAUAUAUUUUUUUUAUAAAUCAGCGUCUCUGCCCAUGUAUGUGUUUUGUACCGAAAAAUAUACAACUAAGUUAA
This is a messenger RNA of Eriocheir sinensis (Chinese mitten crab), 2459 nucleotides long. RefSeq lists its product as uncharacterized. Gene Ontology annotation, molecular function: chitin binding. Gene Ontology annotation, cellular component: extracellular region. The coding region runs from base 421 to 1248 and encodes 275 amino acids. The transcript is spliced from 7 exons. NCBI's taxonomy places the organism in Eukaryota, Metazoa, Arthropoda, Malacostraca, Decapoda, Varunidae. The record is from RefSeq and is a predicted model, not a curated record.